Molecule: messenger RNA, 2458 nt
Organism: Hippocampus comes (tiger tail seahorse)
Lineage: Eukaryota; Metazoa; Chordata; Actinopteri; Syngnathiformes; Syngnathidae
Gene: med15
Product: mediator complex subunit 15
Exons: 18
Coding region: 377-2407 (676 amino acids)
Biological process (GO): regulation of DNA-templated transcription
Molecular function (GO): transcription coregulator activity
Source: RefSeq, a predicted model, not a curated record
GUAGACAAUUAAAAAAUGACACGAGAGCAACAUUAGCAUACGCGCUGGAGCGUGUGUGCAUGUGGAUAUGAACUGUGAUGUAGACGGAUUAACAGUUGUCGCACCGUGCCACGAGCGGAUGCACACGCAAUUGUAAAUCCAAUCAAAUCACGUAUAAAAUGUGGCUCAUGUUCAAUCGAAAAAGGCUUGCUGCGCUGCGGCAAUGAAAGGCACGUACGGCAGGUGGCGCUCGUCGGUCACGCGCGCGUCACGGUGUGGCACAGAAGAGAAGAAGAAUUCGGAAGAGGAGCACGUCAAGACAUUGCUGGUCUUUGUGUUAUUUGAUCAUUUCGCGUCUCAAACCUGAUUUAUUAAUUUGUUCCGGUCUGCCGUCGUCAUGGAGGUUCCGGGACCCGACAGCGACUGGAGGAGUCCUCAGUUCAGGCAGAAAGUCGUCGCUCAGAUCGAGGAGGCCAAGAGGAAAGCGGGAAGCGGACACAGUAAGUCUAGCACGGAGAUGGAGAAUCAAGUUUACAUCAAAGCCAAGACCAGAGAGGAGUAUCUGUCCCUGGUGGCCAGGCUCAUCAUCCACUACCGCGACAUCCACAAGAAGACCAUGGGAGGUCCGGAUCCCAUCAAUGCCCUGACUAACCUGACUGGCGUCGGAGGGGGCCCGGGCGCCAUCGGCAUGGGGCCCCGCCCCACCGGCGCCCCCGUCGGGGGCCUGGGGGCCAUGGCGCCCAUGCAGAUUGGCCAGCAUGCCAUGCCGGGGGUUUCUGGAAACCCGCAACCCCUGGGUGGUCCCGCCCAGUUGGCCCUGCAGCAGCAGCAGCAGCAGAACUUGCAGUUCCAGCAGUUCCAGCAGCAGCAGUUCCAGGUUCAGCAGCAGAUGAGAGCCCAGCAGCAGCAGAUGCACCAGAACCAACAGCAGCAAAACCAGCAGCAGCAGAACCAGAUGCAUCAGUCCAGGAUGCAGCAGCAGCAGCAGCAGAUGGUGCAGUUGCAGCUGCAGCAGCAGCACGCGCAGUCUAUUCAGCACAUGGUCCAGCAGCAGGGGCAACCGGGCCCCAUGCAGCCGCUCCUGCAGCAGCAGCAGCAGGCCCCCAUGGUGCCGCAGUCUCUAGCCGGACAGAUGGCGACCGCCCAGCACGUCCCCAUCAACUCGCUGAGUCAGCAGCAGCACCAGCUCAAGAUGCAGCAGGCCUUCCAGGCCCGGGCAGCGUUGCAGCAGCAGCAUCAGAUGGCGGCCGCAUCAGGACAAUUGGUACGUCCCAACAUGCAGAUUCCCGCCCGGCUGCCCCGCCCUCCGCUGGCCCCGGCCAUCCCGCCCCCCAACGCCGCCGCCGUGACGCAACAGGUACAGCAGCAUGCCAUGAUGUCGUCACCUUCGCCAGUGCAGGUCCAGACCCCACAGUCCAUGCCUCCGCCCCCGCAGCCGUCUCCUCAGCCUCCCACCUCACAGCCCAACUCGGCCAGCUCGGGUCCCACGCCGUCUCCUGGGGGGUUCCAGCCCAGCCCGUCCCCUCAGCCCUCACAGAGUCCAUCUACCGCCAGGACACCCCAGAACUAUGGGGUCCCCUCGCCCGGCCCACUUAGCACUCCAGGAAACCCAAACUCUGUGAUGAGUCCCGCGGGGGCGGCGUCCCAGGAGGAUCAGCAGUACAUGGAAAAACUCAAACAGCUUUCCAAAUACAUCGAGCCUCUGCGCCGCAUGAUCAACAAGAUUGACAAGAACGAAGAGCGAAAGAAGGACCUCAGCAAGAUGAAGAGUCUCCUCAACAUCCUCACGGACCCCAACACAAGGUGUCCUCUGAAAACGCUCCAAAAGUGUGAGAUCGCGUUGGAGAAGCUGAAGAAUGACAUGGCCGUGCCGACGCCCCCGCCGCCGCUGCCACCCAAGCAGCCCUAUUUGUGCCAGCCGCUACUCGACGCCGUCAUGGCCAACUUGCGCUCUCCCGUAUUUAACCACUCGCUACACCGCACCUUUGCCCCCGCCAUGGCCGCCAUUCACGGACCGCCCAUCACUGGUCCGCUGGUUCUGUCACGGAAGAGGAAGCAAGACGAGGACGAGCGUCAGACGGUCCCCAACAUCCUGCAGGGGGAGGUGGCCCGGCUUGAUGUCAAGUUCCUGGUGCACCUGGACCCGGCCCACUGCAGCAACAAUGGGGCCGUGCACUUGCUCUGCAAGCUGGAGGACAAAAACCUUCCGAGCGUUCCGCCGCUGCAGCUCAGCGUUCCCGCAGACUAUCCGGACCAGAGCCCCUAUUGGUCCGACCACGCCGACCAGUACGGCGCCAACCAUUUCCUGCAGGCGGUGCAUAGGACCCUGGCGUCCAAGCUGCUGCAGCUUCCCGACAAGCAUUCGCUGACAGAGAUUCUGCACACGUGGGCACAGAGCGUCCGCCAGGCCUGUUUGUCCGCCGCGUGAUCUCACUGCCGCAACCCGCAUCUUAAAUGGCAACCUCUCCUUAUUUUUUUU